AUGGUUCUGGACCCUUUCACUUCGCUUAGCCUCGCCUGCAGUGUGGUUCAAUUUGUUGACUUCACGUCGAAGCUGUUGAGUCAAUCCAAGGAAAUCUACGACUCUGCGGUGGGAUCGACCAAGGAUAGUGAGGACCUGGAGGAAAUCUGCACCGAGCUCCGCGAUCUCAGCCAGCACAUCGUCACUACAUCCUCAUCUCAAGCAUCAAGAUUCGGUGCCCUCGACAAUAGGGAACAGGCCAUACAGAAGCUCGCGCAAGAAUGUUCGGCCACAGCGGACGAGCUCAUUACAGCUCUGCGGUCACUUUCGCUCAACAAGUACCCUCGGCGUAGGGCUGCAUCCGUCUACGCUGCCCUGCGGACCGUCUGGAGCAGACGUAAGAUCGAAGCCCUGGAAGCUAGGAUGGACAAAUAUCGCGAUCAACUAGCGGUCAAUAUCAUAGCGCUCACUAGCGACAAGAACGGCACCGUUCUUGAAGCCCUUCAAAAUCUCAAAGACCAGUGUCAUGACAUGCAGCUGAAGCAGGAUACUCGACUUGGCGAUGUUGAGAAGGUCCUCGCCGAUAUCAGAAUCAAAAUUAUGGCAGUAUCCAAGGGCGCGGCACUACAAAGCGGAACAGAACACAACCUGCCGGACCCUUCUUACGGCUUGCCCAAAAGGUUGUCCGAAGUUGCUUCGCUAGCCAACACGAUAUCCGCCGAGCAAGAGGUUCUCACAUCCCUGCACUACAAGGUCAUGAAGACCCGUUAUGAGAGCAUCCCGGAGGCAUACCAGCAAACCUUCGACUGGAUCUUCAAGGCCUCACGCUCGUCGUCGGUGGGAUCGAAAACCACUUUCCGCAGCUGGCUAAAAUCGAAGAGUGGGAUUUUCUGGAUCACCGGCAAGGCCGGUUCCGGAAAGUCGACAUUGAUGAAGUUCCUCGGCUCGCACGAGCGGACGUCGAGAGCGCUGAAGAGUUGGGCCGCCCCUGACGCAUGCGUCAUUGCCAACUUCUACUUCUGGAGCCUCGGCACGGAACUGCAGAAGACUCAAGAGGGUCUGCUUCGAUCGCUGCUCUUCGAGGUUCUCAGGCAAUCCCCCGACUUGAUGCCGACUGUCUGUCCCGACCGUUGGAGAUCGUCACAAAUCAGCGGCGCAAGGAAUAGUUUGAUCACAUCUUGGACCUUGUCCGAGCUUCGAGAAACCAUCACCAGGCUCUCGCAGGCCAAUGGUCUGUCGAAGAGGUUCUGCUUCUUUAUCGACGGUCUCGACGAAUACUCAGGGAACCACCUAGAGAUCACCAAGAUCCUCAGGGAGCUGUCCUCCAGCCAGAACAUCAAAAUAUGUGUCUCAAGCCGACCUUGGAACGUAUUCGAGGACGAAUUCGGUCGGGAUGACGACAGGAAAAUCUACAUCCAUGAUCUCACUCGAGGGGACAUCACGAAAUAUGCCCAGGGAAAGCUUCAAGAGCAUCCCAAUUGGAGGCUGAUGUCCGUCCAGAGCACGAGAUACGAUGCCUUGGUCCAAAAUAUCACAGAUAAGGCGCAAGGUGUCUUUCUAUGGGUGUUCCUCGUCAUCCGCUCGCUUUCGGAGGGUCUCACUAAUGGUGACACGCUCUCGAUACUCGAGGCCAGGAUUCGUCAAUUUCCAACAGACCUGGAACAAUAUUUCCGGCAUAUGCUCAAUUCUGUCGAGUCCAUCUACCACCAUCAGAUGGCUGAGACGUUCCUGGUUGCUCUGAAUGCAUCCCGGCCGCUAUCCCUCAUGCUUUACUCCUUCCUAGACGACUUUUCAGGGGCUCCGGGCAGGGCUCUUACCUUUCCCGUGCAAGGCAUGGAUAAUUAUGAUAUAUCGUUGCGACACCAGCAGAUGAGACGGAGGCUCAAUGGAAGAUGUAAGGGCCUCCUGGAAAUAUAUCAGGACCCUGGAAGUGUGGAUUACUUGGGGUAUCGAGUUGAGUUUCUUCAUCGGACGGUACGAGACUUCCUGGACACCAAGGAAAUGGCCAACUUCUUGCUAGAAAAUGCGCCAGAUAUCGACACCAAUGAAUCGACCCUACAUGGGUUCAUAGUCCUUAUCAAAUCGCUACCUCAGAGGGAAAGCUAUCUGGCAGAAGGCGGCCCGUUGUCCAGCCUCCUUCUGGAGGCUUUCCAUUACGCCUAUGUAUCCGAGCGCAAACGCGGUCAACCCCAAACAGACCUGUUAGACGAGCUCGAAGAUGCCUUGGAUACUCUAUCUUCCACCCUCAAAUGCAGAAUUCCUUGGUACACGGGGUGCUACGGCACCGCCACCGAGCCGAGACCUAUUUGCACAAGCUUUCUGGAGUUCUCAAUUCAGAGUGGCCUGGAACUUUAUGUCAGAGAUCGGCUCACGAGAGCUCUCCCCAUGGACAGCGACGUCUCCGAGGACAGCUUGCUCAAGUGUGUCUUGGCGCCGUCACCCUACCCUUCCGCCGAAGAGCCAGACCUGACCGGCCUCCUGGCCUUCCUGCUCUCCCGCCGCCGCACCCCGGCUGUGCCGGACGUGCAAUGGCACGCAUUCAUCCGUCGGUCCGUCUCGGCGUUUUGCGGCCAGACUAGGGUCGCCGAGAAUCCAGCCUCGGCGCGCUGCCGGUGCCGCAUGAUCGAGCUGCUGCUCAAGCACGGAGCGGACCCGGACGUACAGUGCGGCGACACGGAUCUCUGGAACGACCCCAUCAUCCAGCAGGUCCGUGCCAACAGCUGGGAGCCCAUCUGGUGGCCGCUUCUGAAGUGGGCGCUGAGGGACACUACCGCGUCGUCCGAGAUGCUGGACGUCGUCGCGCUCGCGCUGUGCGCCUUUCUCCGUGCCGCGCCAAAGAAGAAAUACGCGCUCGGGGCGGCCUCCCACGGCAGGUACGGGUCGGUGUGGACGGAUUUGUGUUCUGAGGUCUUUGACAGGAGGGGGACCGCCGCCGGCGGUGCCAAGCCGGCCAAGCUCGAAUUCGAGGCAGCGGUGCUGAGGGCGUAUCUCGUCUAUGGCGGCGCGGACCCAGGCAAGGUUGAGGGCCUCAGGGAAAAGAUCGCCGAGCACUUCCCCCAGAGGAGGUUCUCCAGGCCUCUGCUGGACGCGAUCGACGCCGCGAUCGAGGCUAAGGUGACGCCUCGGCGGGCUGCUGACGAGCGGCCGCCUGUGCCGCAAGGUGCUCUGGCAUGGCUGUGGGCGAGGACGGGCGGUCUGCUCUUGGGAAGUGGCACCUGA
This is a messenger RNA of Diaporthe amygdali, 3198 nucleotides long. RefSeq lists its product as uncharacterized. Lineage: Eukaryota; Fungi; Ascomycota; Sordariomycetes; Diaporthales; Diaporthaceae. The transcript is spliced from 2 exons. The record is from RefSeq and is a predicted model, not a curated record. The coding region runs from base 1 to 3198 and encodes 1065 amino acids.